AUGGCCGGAAAGGACUGGCCACCAUGGGAACGCUUCAAUGAAUGGGUGCAUUCGAUUUGUGUCGUGACGUUUGAUCUGGAACUCGGACAAGCUCUGGAGGUGAUUUACCCGGGUGACGCAGUACUGAGUACUCAAGAAAAAACGAAUAUUUGCUAUCUGGCAUUUCCGGAUUCCAAUAGCGGCACGACGAAAGAUGCAAACUUCCAUUUUAGAAUCAGGAGAGGAACAACAGAAAUGACCCCUUCUCAAGCAACCCUUCUGGAACGGUUAUCACCGUCGAUGUCGUUUGAGCCACGCUAUCUGUAUGGAUUUGUUCACUUCCGUCAACAAAAAGACCCUUCUAUUCGUCGAGGUUACUAUCAGAAGAGUUUGGUGCUAAUCACAAUACUACCUUUCUUCAACCUUUUUUCAUUAGUCAUAGAGCGAAUAGCUGUCCAGUUUUUUGAUAAUGGAGAACCAGCCAUUGAAGCCGCCUGCCAUGACAUUGACCAGUGGCCUUCACCUUGUGCUGGUGAACCGCUGUCUCUUCCACUGCUUGGUUUUCUGCUACGGAUUCGCAUUCCAUGUCAAGCUGAUUUGCCAUUAGACCGUCGUCUGGCUCAUGAACUUAAGGCACUUGUCUCUCUUAUCGCCCCUUUAAAGUACUACAACGACUAUCGACCUUUCUUCACUAUUCAUGACUCCGAAUUUAAAGAGUAUUCGACCAAGGGCAGAGCUCCUCCACGCGUCAUCUUGGGCGUUACGAACCCAUUCUUUAUAAAGGCGUUGGACCAUUGGCCUCAUAUUUUAAAGGUGGGGGACACGGUAGAAGGUACUGAUAGCCAUGACCGACAAGAAAAGACAAGACAUUGGGAUGGUCGGACUCUUGAUACGAAAGCUGGUUUAUAUACACAGUAUAAGACCUUUUUGAAUAAGGACAAAAGUGUUACUAAGAAGUUGUUAAAAGGAGUCCAAUGUAAUAUACUACGAAGGCAUUUCCUCGAACUUACACAGAGUUUCAUGAUUCCGCUUGAGCGCUAUCUGUCCUCAUUAAUGCCACUGAAGAAGGAAAUGUCGCCAUUUAAGGCUAUUCCUUGUGCACGUCCUUUUUCAAUUGAUGAAUUUCUGUUGACCAUCGACGGUUCGGGUCCGUCUCUGACUUGUGGUAUAAAAGGAGAUUGGCCAGGAUUAUAUCGUCGAUUCGUAAGUAGUGCUAAUUUCAACGGUUGGUUAACAAGUCGAAAUCGGGACGUGAAUACACAACUUAAGGCACAAUAUGUGGAAGCACUUUGUUCUGCAGAUUUGGGGUCAAAAGUACUUGCUACAAAACAUCAUGUAGAAAUUGUGGAUUUGGUGUUAAGAGUCCGACAACGAAUCAUCGAACUCGAAGAGGCAAACGAGAAACGCCAUCAGUUGGUACACCAAAUUAUUUCCAUACUAUCUGCUGUCGACGAAGAAUUGAAACAGGUGUUGAUGUCGAAUUGUUCACUGCGUGAAAUAGUGUCUUAA
Messenger RNA from Angiostrongylus costaricensis, 1488 nucleotides. The record is from the annotation of a GenBank genome assembly. Lineage: Eukaryota; Metazoa; Nematoda; Chromadorea; Rhabditida; Metastrongylidae.